ACAUUUCAUGGGUUCUUUUUUUAAGUCGGGUAGUUCAUAACUGCAUAUUAACACGAAUUUAAAAUAUUGCACGCUUGCAAAACGUUUAAUUUACAUACUUCAAUGCUUUUCUUGUACUAAGGCUUGCGCUUUACGUUUCCUUGACGGUAACGUGAGGUAGGCGGACGUUUGCGUCGGAAUGUACCAUUUUGCCAACACACCGGGAAGGAUUUUGUUGUGACAGCGGAGUUACAACCCGGCGGGGGAGACGGUAAUAACAUAGGGUUUUUUUCCAGCUUGGAUCAAUUAUGGCCUUCAGCAAGGGAUAUCGUAUUUACCACAAGCUGGACCCACCACCUUACAGUGUCAUAGUGGAAACUAGGGCCAGGGAGGAAUGCCUCAUGUUUGAAUCAGCAGCUGUUGCUGUUCUGUCGGCAGCAGAGAAGGAUGCUAUUAAAAACACAUAUACCAAGAUAGUAGAUGCCUAUGGAAUUCUGGGUGUUCUUCGCCUAAACCUUGGUGACUCCAUGCUCCACAGUCUUGUGGUUGUGACAGGCUGCAGCUCCGUGGGAAAGGUGCAGGAUUCAGAAGUUUUCAGGGUCACGCAGACAGACUUUAUAUCACUGAAGAAUGAUCCAGGAGAUGAGGAACGAAUUGCUGAGGUGCGAAAGGUCCUAAACUCAGGACAUUUCUACUUUGCCUGGUCUUCCACUGGAGUCAGCAUGGACUUGAGUCUUAAUGCACAUCGCAGAAUCAUAGAAGACACUACAGAUAACCGCUUCUUUUGGAAUCAAUCUCUGCAUCUGCACCUAAAACAUUACGGUGUAAACUGUGACGACUGGCUGCUGAGGCUGAUGUGUGGGGGUGUGGAGAUCAGGACCAUCUAUGCAGGGCACAAACAAGCCAAGGCAUGCAUCUUCUCACGCUUAAGCUCAGAGCGUGCCGGCACGCGGUUCAAUGUCCGAGGAACAAAUGAUGAUGGACAAGUGGCCAACUUUGUGGAAACGGAGCAGGUUAUUUUCCUGGAUGACAAAGUCUCAUCCUUCAUACAGAUCCGUGGGUCCAUUCCUCUUUUCUGGGAACAGCCGGGAAUCCAGGUUGGUUCUCAUCGUGUCAAACUCUCAAGGGGAUUUGAGGCAAAUGCGCCGGCAUUUGAAAGACACUUUACUGCACUGAGGCGGUUGUAUGGUAAGCAGGUGAUAAUCAACCUGCUUGGAAGUAAAGAAGGGGAACACAUGCUCAGCAAAGCAUUUCAGAGUCACCUGAAAGCAUCAGAACAUGCUUCAGCAGUGAAAAUGGUGAACUUUGACUACCAUCAGAAUGUGAAAGGUGGAAAGGCAGACAAACUUCACAGUGUCCUCAAGCCCCAGCUCAACAAAUUCGUAGAAGAGUGUGGUUUCUUCUACUAUUCUGGAGAAACUGGGAUAUUAAGGACUCAGGGAGGGACUAUGAGGACCAACUGCCUGGAUUGUUUGGAUAGAACCAACAGUGUCCAAGCUUUUUUUGCUCUCGAGAUGCUGCCUAAGCAGUUGGAACAAAUGGGUUUGACAGAGAAACCACAGCUGGUGGCCAGGUUUCAAGAGGUUUUUAGGACCAUGUGGUCCGCUAAUGGUGACUCCGUCAGUAAGAUCUAUGCAGGCACCGGGGCCCUGGAUGGCAAGGCCAAGGCGGGGAAGCUGAAAGAUGGAGCUCGUUCUGUGACUCGGACCAUCCAGAACAACUUCUUUGACAGUUCAAAGCAGGAGGCUAUAGACAUCCUGAGGCUAGGCUCCACACUCAACAGUGAUUUGGCAGACAAAGCUCGGGCUUUGCUCACCACUUCCAGUCUUUAUGUCACUGAGCCUGUCUUACAAUCAGCAUCUCCAAGAGUAUUGUUGGGAAUGUGUCAGAACUACCAUAAAUACACAAGGCCCAAGCAGAUUCGUGUUUGCAUCGGUACCUGGAAUGUCAAUGGGGGUAAACAGUUUCGAAGCAUUGCUUUUCGCAACCAGACACUCAACGACUGGCUGCUGGAUGCUCCAAAGAAUGCAGGACAUCCUGAGUUCCAGGACAGCAGAACAAACCCCAUAGAUAUCUUUGCCAUCGGUUUUGAGGAAAUGGUUGAACUGAAUGCGGGAAACAUUGUCAGUGCCAGUACUACUAACCAGAAGCUGUGGGCUGCUGAGCUCCAAAAAAAUAUCUCACGGGACCACAAGUAUGUGCUGCUUGCCUCAGAGCAGCUGGUGGGAGUGUGUCUUUUUGUUUUCAUCCGCCCACAACAUGCACCAUUUAUCAGGGAUGUAGCUGUUGAUACUGUAAAAACUGGAAUGGGUGGCGCCACAGGUAAUAAAGGAGGUGUGGCAAUCCGCCUGUUGUUCCAUACCACCAGCAUCUGCUUCGUCUGCUCCCACUUUGCUGCCGGCCAAUCACAGGUCAAAGAGAGGAAUGACGACUACAAUGAGAUUACACGCAGACUCAGCUUCCCCAUGGGCCGUCUGCUGUAUUCACAUGAUUAUGUGUUCUGGUGUGGAGACUUUAACUAUCGUAUAAGUCUGCCUAAUGAGGAAGUAAAAGAUCUCAUCAAGCAGCAGAACUGGGAUGCCUUGACAGCAGGGGACCAGUUGUUGGACCAGAAGAAUGCUGCCGAGGAGAUGAAUAUAGUAGGAGCAGCUUCUUCAUCUAGAGAUAGUGAUGAUGAUGUAGAACAAACCUGGAGCCCUGGCACUUUAAAGUACUACGGAAGGGCUGAGCUGAAGACCUCAGACCACAGGCCUGUGGUGGCAGUGAUAGAUGUGGACAUCCUAGAAGUGGACCCAGAGGCUCGGCAUCAGGUCUACAAGGAUGUCAUUGCCCGGCAGGGUCCUCCAGAUGGCACCAUUCUGGUGUCACUCUGCUCCUCCGGGCCUGACGACUACUUUGAUGAUGCACUCAUAGACGAGCUGCUGGAAAAGUUUGCUAAUUUUGGAGAAGUUAUCCUCAUUAGGUUCGUUGAGGAGAAGAUGUGGGUGACUUUCUUGGAAGGGUACUCUGCUCUAGCUGCUCUGUCUCUCAGUGCUUCCACUGUCCUUGGCAAGGUGAUCGAUAUCCGUCUGAAGAGUCCAGGCUGGAUCAAGAGUCUGGAGGAAGAGAUGAGUGUGGAGAGGAUCUGUGGAAGCAUUCCCACAUCUGCCAGCUCCACCCUGCUUGCUGAAGAUACAGACGUGGGUGAUGAUGAUUACGACAUGGAAGGUGAUGUGGACGAGGAGGUUGAGGAGAUCCUUCCUCAGCACCUGCAGCCUGGAGCAGGGACUGGCCCUGGAUCUUCCCCUCUCCCUUCGCCCAGGAGUAGCCCCUGUCCCUCCCCCACCCAUGGAGAACCUGCUGCACCCAGCAGACCUAGCCGUGGAGCACAGCCCUCCCGACCAUCACAAGGGCCUCCUGUUGACUUCCAGCCUGGUGCCCCCACAGCUCAAGGCCUGGAGCCCAAACGUCCACCUCCUCCUCGCCCCAACGCCCCCCCUGCCAGACCAGCACCUCCACAACGCCCACCACCACCUUCAGGUCGAGGGCAGACAGCAGCAGGAGCACCUGGACCAGGAGGUGCUUCCAGACCAAAUAUCCCUCCUCGAGCUGGGGUAAUCAGUGUGACACCUCAGUCUCGCCCACCACCUCCAUCUCACCCUGGAGCACCAAGGCCCAUUCCAGAGGUGCAUCCCGGGGCCCCUCGCCCUAUUUCAGAUACCCACCCUGGAGCCCCACGACCUGUGCCCAGUGCCCAGACCAAACCAGCUGACCUGCCUCUGGGUCCUCAACCCUCAGGAGCACCUCCUGCAGCUCCACCUGCAGUGAAGCCCCAGGUUUCAUCACCCAUGCAGCCUCCCAUGCAGCCUCAGCCAGCUGCCCCUCCAGCUCAGUCUCAGCUUCCACCUCCAAUGCAGCCCACACUUCCAGCUCCUCUCCAGCCACAGCCAGCGCCAGCCCCUAAAGCAGCAGGUCCAUCUGCUGCACCUGCUGCUGCCGCCCCCGCCGGGCCUCAGCCGAGUUUAGCCUCUCCUAAACCCCCACCACGUUCCCGCUCCUCUCAUGCUCUGCCGCCUGACGCUGCCAAGUCUGAGACUGCCCCAGCUGCACAGACAAACGGACUGAAUGGGAUUCAAGGAGAAGCACAAUGGAAGCCCGACCCCUUUGACACACUUGCAUCUGAUUUAUUGUCCUCCUCAUCCUCUUGGCACACCACCCAAUCACUGACCAGAGGAUCCUCCCGGCGUACGCCAGCUGUCUUUUCCUCCACCACUCUCCCAUCAUCCUUCUCCCACCAGUCCUCCACUCUAGCAGAUUUGCAAGCCUUUGAUUCAUCCUCUUCUUCUUCACUCUCCACCCCGUCACCAUUUGCCUCGACGCUGCUCCCUCCUCCUCCGUUCCCGUCUCGCAGUCGCUCUCAGGAGACGCUACGCGCCUCCCCCAACCCUUUCUCAGCUGACCCACUUCCUGCCCGACCCAGCAGCACCAACCCCUUCACUGGCCCGCUGGUGCAGCAGCAGCAUCGCCCGCUCACACCUGACUUCACUUUUCAGCUUUCGCCUCCAACAGCAAACCCUCAGAGAACUGUGUCUCUUACUCCACCACUGAUACCCACCCCAGCUCAAACAGGAGCUCCUGCAGCUGUACCCACCACCCAACUCCAAAAGACCAUGUCUCUGUUUGGACCAUCAUCCAGUCUUAAUCCUGCCCCUGCUUCUUUACUCCCUCUUACCCUUAACCCAUCUCCUCCUCCCACUUUACCCAUGGUGGCACCCUCAUCUCUUCCACCUGCCGUCGCGCCUCGACACCAGCCACCUGGCCCAGUAGCAAAGCAAGCUAAGCAAUGGGUCACUUUCGAUGAUGAUUUUCAACCUCCCAGCAAAACUUCACAAAACCCAGUCUUUCCUCCCAGUUCCCUCGUGCCCCAAACUCAGAUGCAGCCUUCCAGCUCUGUGUUUAAUUUAGAACCAGAGUGGUUAUCUUCCAUGCCUGCAGCAAUCCCGACCCUCUCUCCUCCCAUCCCAAAUAGAACUGCAACCAGUAACCCAAAGCUCCCAGAGGGACCCAGUGACAACGGCUUAUUCCCCAGGGAUUUAAUGGAAAGAUAG
This is a messenger RNA of Neolamprologus brichardi, 5066 nucleotides long. The record is from RefSeq and is a predicted model, not a curated record. Lineage: Eukaryota; Metazoa; Chordata; Actinopteri; Cichliformes; Cichlidae.